AUGUCGUCGCCGAUAGCCCUCAUCCUCGGCGCAGGAGCCAGAGUCGGCCAAGCCGUAGGCCACAAAUUCGCCGCAAACGGUUACGAAGUGGCUCUUGCAAGUCGUUCAUCAAACACGGGCCAAGGACAGGACGGGUUGCAUUACUUUAAAGUUGACUUUUCGGAUCCUGCGAAUGUCAAGACCCUGUUUGAGUCGGUUGUUGCGUCGUUGGGUGUGCCGAGUGUCGUGGUUUAUAAUGCGUAUUCAAUGAUCCCAGCCAAGGAACCCUUCUCAAUAACCCCCGAAAACUUCCAGCAAAGCCUGAACGUAAACAUGACCAGCGUCUUUGCCGCUGCCCACGAGGCAGUGAACGGUUUCGAGAAGAUUCCAACUUCCGUCCCUAAAUCUUUCAUUUUCACUGGAAAUGCAUUGGAUGAGAUUAUCAUUCCUGGAUUAUCGGGCCUGGGUGCUGGGAAGUCUGCAACUGCGCAUUUGAUCAAGGCCGCUGCUGCUGCGUAUUUGGAGAAGGGGUAUACUUUCUACUACGUGGAUGAACGUCUGAGUGGAGGUGGACCUGUUGGAAAUAGUAUUGAUGGACCUGCACAUGCCGACUUAUUCUAUGAGUUGGCCGGUGACAAGAAUCAGAGGAAUUGGAAGCAGAUGUUCGUCAAGGGCAAAGGAUUUGUUCGGUUCUAA
Talaromyces stipitatus ATCC 10500 is the source of this 675-nucleotide messenger RNA. RefSeq names its product short-chain dehydrogenase, putative. The coding region runs from base 1 to 675 and encodes 224 amino acids. NCBI's taxonomy places the organism in Eukaryota, Fungi, Ascomycota, Eurotiomycetes, Eurotiales, Trichocomaceae. The record is from RefSeq and is a predicted model, not a curated record. The transcript is spliced from 3 exons.